This is a messenger RNA of Oreochromis aureus, 778 nucleotides long. RefSeq lists its product as uncharacterized. The transcript is spliced from 7 exons. The coding region runs from base 1 to 741 and encodes 246 amino acids. The record is from RefSeq and is a predicted model, not a curated record. Gene Ontology annotation, biological process: cell surface receptor signaling pathway. NCBI's taxonomy places the organism in Eukaryota, Metazoa, Chordata, Actinopteri, Cichliformes, Cichlidae. Gene Ontology annotation, molecular function: transmembrane signaling receptor activity.
AUGGGAGCCACUUUGCUCUGUGAGCUGGGCCUAUUCUAUGCUGUGCUAACUAUUGAACCCAGCUGGUCCAGUUUUUUCAUUGGAGAGUUUGUUACCUUCAAAUGUGACAUGAAUGAAGGAGAAGACACUGACUGGUAUUACGAAAUCAACAAGGACGGUCGAGAAUUUGUGCCCUACGACACACACAAAGACUACAAAUUACAAAUUAUAUCUACACAUGACAGUGCAGAUAAACCCAGGGCCACACUGACAGCAGGAACAACAAUCAUACCAGUAGGGGGCAGUGUGACACUGACCUGCUCUGUGCAGAGCUCUGAUGGAUGGAAAUAUGAGUGGUUCAGACGAACACAAAGAACCUCUGAAGUUCAAAUCAGAGAUCAACAAAACAGAGAUAUCAGAGUAUCUCAAGGAGGAAUCUACAGCUGCAGAGGAACAAGAGGAAACCCAGUUUACUACACUGAUAUAAGUGAUGAUGUCACCAUUGAGAUAACCUCUGUGUCCAGUUCUUCAUUUCCUGUUCUGAUGAUCACUGGACUCAUUCCUGGAAUCAUAUUUAUUUCCCUCCUGUUCCUGUUCCUGUACACAAAGGUCUACAGAAAGAGAUGUUUUGCUGAUGACCAGAGGGUGAGUCAGGAUGAAAAUCAACAACAAGUCUACUCCUCUCUUCUUCAUGGUGAUCGUUGUGUCUAUGAGGAAAUCAGAGGCUCUGGAAAUACUCAAAACGGUGGGCGACCUGUGUGAUGUAGGUGCAGUGGGUCCUUCUUGUGGAAAGUCAGUG